GCGGGAGGGAGCGAAUCUCGGAGCUGGGGGAUGUGAGCAGGUUUCGGAUUAGGCGGAGGCAGAGUUAAGACUUUGGUCUAGAGCCGAUCGCAGCUCUAGCAGACGCAUUUCCGGGCGCUCGCUUCUUGAAUGAGAAUCAUGUCUGCUUCGGCUUCUCUGGUGGAGGCGGUCGCAAGUGCUGUUCCCUGGCCUCAGGUGCUGCUUUUCGGGGAUUCCAUCACCCAGUUAUCUUUCCAGCAGGGUGGAUGGGGUGCAUCACUGGCUGACAAGCUGGUCAGAAAAUGUGAUGUUCUAAAUCGUGGAUUUUCAGGUUACAAUACUAGAUGGGCUAAAAUCAUCCUUCCAAGAUUAAUCAGGAAAAGUAGUAAUGCUGAAAAUCUUGUUGCAGUUACAAUUUUCUUUGGUGCCAAUGACAGUGCUUUAAAAGAUGAGAAUCCCAAGCAACAUAUUCCAUUGGAGGAGUAUACUGAGAAUUUAAAGAACAUGAUACAAUAUCUAAAGUCUGUAGAUGUUCCUGAAAGUAGAAUUAUUCUUAUAACACCACCUCCUCUUAAUGAAUCAGCUUGGGAAAAGGAGUGUAUUGCUCAAGGCUACAAAUUAAAUCGAAUGAAUCUGGUUGUUGGUGAAUAUGCCAAAGCCUGUCUGCAAAUGGGCCAAAGCUGUGGGACAGAUGUUCUUGACUUGUGGACACUAAUGCAAAAGGAUAACGAGGACUUUUCUUCAUAUUUAUCAGAUGGCCUGCAUUUAUCUCCAAAGGGAAAUGAAUUUCUAUCAUCACAUCUCUGGCCUUUGCUAGAGAAGAAAGUAGCCUCACUACCUUUGAUUUUUCCUUAUUGGCGGGAUGUAGUUGAAGUGAAACCUGAACACAGUCUUCUAGGGGAUGGUGAUCAUUAAUUACAUAAAUGUAACUUUUUGAUUUACAUUAAAGUGAUAUUGUAGAAAUA
Molecule: messenger RNA, 944 nt
Organism: Antechinus flavipes (yellow-footed antechinus)
Lineage: Eukaryota; Metazoa; Chordata; Mammalia; Dasyuromorphia; Dasyuridae
Gene: IAH1
Product: isoamyl acetate hydrolyzing esterase 1 (putative)
Exons: 6
Coding region: 130-894 (254 amino acids)
Molecular function (GO): hydrolase activity, acting on ester bonds
Source: RefSeq, a predicted model, not a curated record